AUUACAUCCAACGGUCACAAUUCAAUCCUAAAUUCAACAAAAUCUUUCUCGCGCAUUUUCUCUCUCCUCCUUCAUCUUUCUCGCGCAUUUUCUCUCUCCUCCUACCUCAUUCAUGCUUCAUUCUCUCCCUCACUCACUCACAGUUUUUGCUCUGAAAUUUCAUCAAAUCUUCGUCAAUCUUCUUCAAUUGUUCUUCAAUGGAGAUCAUCCAAAAGGAUUCUGUUGCAGAUGUUGGUGCAUCUGGUGCUGCUGACGAUGUCGGGUCAUCAGGAGGUGGUGUCUUCGCUGCUGUUGAAGUUGGUUCAUCUCGUCCUGCUGAUGUUGGUGGUGAUGUUGCUGUUGUUGGUGUCAGUACAUCGGGUGUUGCUGCUGAUGUAGGUUUAACAGGGGAGACAAAUGGUUUAAAGUCUCAUGUACAUGGGACAUUGCAUAGUCGCAUGUCACCGUCAUCCAUUGUGCAAGUAAUGGAAUCAAUUUCUGAUAACCAAUUGAAAGCUAUUAAGGACAUAAGAUUUGGGUCAAUAGAGUAUUUGAAGGUCACCCAACUGCCUUUGCAGUUAGGAUUAUUUUUGGUGCAUCACUUUGAUGCACACACAUGUUCAUUAAAAAUUCCUAAUUCUGAUCCUUUCCCAAUGAAGAACAUGUGCACCAAGUGCUUGGAUUGCCGAUGGGAGGCAUAG
Chenopodium quinoa (quinoa) is the source of this 680-nucleotide messenger RNA. RefSeq lists its product as uncharacterized. The coding region runs from base 198 to 680 and encodes 160 amino acids. NCBI's taxonomy places the organism in Eukaryota, Viridiplantae, Streptophyta, Magnoliopsida, Caryophyllales, Amaranthaceae. The transcript is spliced from 2 exons. The record is from RefSeq and is a predicted model, not a curated record.